UUCAAAUCAAAGCAGGACUUCGAUUUAAAAAAUUUUCUGGUUUUUUCUCUCUCGUUUACUAUUUUGAAUUAAGUGCAAAAAAAUAUGUUAAGCAAAUAAAUUUUGUGAAUUGUCGAAUUUUUUUUUUUUAAAUUUUAAAUCAACAAAAGAAUUUUUAAGCGAAACUUUUGAAAAAAAAUUAAGAAGUGAUGAGUCCAAAAUUACACGAAUUUUUAGUGACACUCCACAGAAGAGCUGAGAACGCUCCAUGGGGCAUCCGUUUAAUUGGCGGAAGUGACCUGAAUGCUCCCCUCAUCAUCACAAAGGUCUCUCCCAACAGUCCCGCCGCCGAAGAACUGCUACGCGGUGAUGUCAUCACAAAAAUCGAGGAAUACGACGCACGUGACUUGACACAUCAAGACGCCCAACGUCUCUUCACACAAGCACAAAGUCAAAUAAAACUCGUCAUUCGUCGCGACGACAUUAUCGCCGUCAAACAAACACUCAGCAACGAGUCUUCACGUUGUCCAUCGACAGUUCCUGCGGAUCAUCUCUUCGAGUCUUCCAUCCCGAACGAUGGGCGUCCUUCAGGAGUUCACUCACCUUUGCCGCACGGUCCCCAAAAUUACGCACGUGCCAUGAUGUCUCCCGUGGAAAACUUACCGCACACCGUUUUCCCUCCAACGCCCGACGUGAUAUCCGAGGAACUCAAUUUCGCGCAACAACAACAACAUGACACGGCAGUGACCGCCGAACAGCCCUACCGUACAACUCCUCUCAUAUUGCCCGGUGCCAAAGUCAAUAAAAAUAACUUACCAACCGAAUCCUACUUGAGACACCAUCCGAAUCCAGCGGUGCGCGCCCAUCCAACACACGACUUUCACGAUGUGCUCAUGAAGCAAAAGGUCGCUGAAGCCAUUCUGCAACGCACACUCGGCCAAGAAGCUCCUGGAAAGCUUGCACACAAGCAAUUCAACUCUCCCAUUGGUCUCUACUCGGACAGCAAUAUUGAGAACACCAUCAAACAAUCUGUGCCUGGCGAUUAUCACGGAUCAUACCAAGUGCCGCCACAAACUCAGCAUCAUUAUCAACCAGGUCCGCCAGCGCGUACUUUGCCUCAAAGUAAUAUGCCAAACAAAAUUCAAGGCUACAAGAAGACCGUAGUCUUUGAUCCGACAACAUCAGCUACCUUCAAGGCGUUGCACGAAGACGAAGUUGUCGAGGAUGCUGAGCCCGUACAACCAAAAGUAUUCAGACCGAAUCGCAUGGUUCCCGCUAAGAAGCCAAAUGCUUACCAUCCAGCUCCCCAACCCGAGUUCUACAACAAAGUCAACACUUUGGGCGAGUCCACGGAAGUCAUUCAUCAAUCGGGCUCCUUCAAGCGUCUCAUGCAUCACGUGCUCGGAGAAACUGACUACUAAAAAAAUCAUCAUCUUAUAAAAUGGGAGAAAUUAUUAAUGUAAAUAAGUAACGACGCAUAAAAACGAUUCAACCUCAAUUUUCUUGUCCAGAUAAAAAUUUUGCAGGUUGGAAAUAAAUUUUAAACACUCACUCACAAACAAA
This is a messenger RNA of Culicoides brevitarsis, 1542 nucleotides long. It is a transcript of the gene Zasp66, whose product is annotated as PDZ and LIM domain protein 3. The record is from RefSeq and is a predicted model, not a curated record. Gene Ontology annotation, molecular function: actin binding; muscle alpha-actinin binding. Bases 189 to 1400 code for a protein of 403 amino acids. Gene Ontology annotation, cellular component: filamentous actin; Z disc; stress fiber. Lineage: Eukaryota; Metazoa; Arthropoda; Insecta; Diptera; Ceratopogonidae. The transcript has 9 exons. Gene Ontology annotation, biological process: muscle structure development; actin cytoskeleton organization.